AUGUCUUUCAGCGCUUCUUCAGCAUUAUCUCGCUGCCUGGCGUGUCCUGCUAACUGCAGGGCUUUUGCGGCUCAAGUUAAACCCUUCCACUACCAAGAUAUACUGGAAUUCGAGAAGCCUCCCUAUGCUGAUGUUGUUUUCAAAAAGAUCUCUGGUGAUUACGUGAAGACUACCACUGUAAACGGUAAAAAGGUUCUUGAAGUUGAUGGAAAGGGUUUGACCCUUUUGGCUGAAAAAGCUAUGCUCGAUAUCUCCCAUUUGCUUCGUUCUUCUCACUUACAGUUUCUUUCAAAUAUUCUCAAUGAUCCUGAUGCAUCAAACAAUGAUAAAUUCGUUGCUCUGGAGCUCCUGAAGAAUGCCAAUGUCGCAGCAGGCAUGAUCCUGCCUAGUUGCCAAGAUACUGGUACUGCUAUCAUUAUGGGCAAAAAGGGUCAAUAUGUAUGGACCAAUGAAGACGAUGGUGCUGCUCUGUCUCGUGGUGUCUAUAAUACGUUCACAAAACACAAUCUUCGUUACUCGCAGGUUGCUCCACUGGAUAUGUUUACAGAAAAGAAUACAGGAACUAAUCUUCCAGCUCAAAUUGAAAUCUAUUCCACAUCGGGCAAUGACUACAACUUCCUCUUCAUGGCCAAGGGUGGUGGCUCAGCUAACAAAUCCUUCCUUUUCCAACAAACAAAGGCCGUGUUGAAUGAAAAGAGCCUUUAUGAAUUUGUCAAAGAUAAAAUGAAGUCCCUGGGUACUGCUGCUUGUCCUCCCUACCACUUGGCUGUUGUGGUGGGUGGAACGUCUGCUGAGUAUAACUUGAAAACUGUCAAAUUGGCUUCCGCUCGUUACCUUGACAACCUUCCUACCACUGGUAACGAACACGGUCGUGGUUUUCGUGAUUUGGAAGCAGAAAAGCGCAUCCUUGAGAUCUCCCAAAAUAUGGGUUUGGGUGCCCAGUUUGGUGGCAAGUACUUCUGUCAUGAUGUUCGCGUUAUCCGUCUCCCACGACAUGGAGCAUCUUGUCCCGUUGGUAUUGGUGUUUCUUGCUCUGCUGAUCGUCAAUGUCUCGCCAAGAUUACUGAGGAGGGCAUCUUUCUGGAACAGUUGGAGACUAAUCCCGCCAAGUACCUUCCUGAUCCUUCUGAAGCCCAACUUUCAGGUGAUGUUGUCAACGUCGAUCUGAAUAAACCCAUGUCAGAGCAAUUGGCUACCCUCUCAAAGCACUCAGUGAAAACUCGUGUUAAUCUAACCGGUACCCUUGUCGUUGCUCGUGAUAUUGCUCACGCGAAGAUUAAGGAGAGGCUUGAUGCUGGUCAGCCUAUGCCUGAUUAUCUCAAGAACCAUCCUGUAUACUAUGCCGGUCCUGCUAAAACUCCUGAGGGUUAUGCCAGCGGUUCAUUCGGUCCAACCACUGCUGGUCGUAUGGACAGCUAUGUCGACCUCUUCCAAAGCCAUGGUGGAAGCAUGAUCAUGCUUGCUAAGGGCAAUCGUUCCAAGGCUGUGACCGAUGCAUGCAAAAAACAUGGUGGCUUCUACCUUGGGUCAAUUGGUGGUCCAGCAGCUAUCUUAGCCCAGAACUGCAUCAAGAAGGUUGAGGUUCUUGAGUAUCCCGAACUCGGUAUGGAGGCUAUUUUCCGUGUGGAAGUUGAGAAUUUCCCAGCUUUCAUCGUUGUUGACGAUAAAGGCAAUGACUUCUUCGAGGAAUUCAAGUUGUAG
Messenger RNA from Rodentolepis nana, 1701 nucleotides. NCBI's taxonomy places the organism in Eukaryota, Metazoa, Platyhelminthes, Cestoda, Cyclophyllidea, Hymenolepididae. The record is from the annotation of a GenBank genome assembly.